This is a messenger RNA of Mugil cephalus (flathead mullet), 2398 nucleotides long. RefSeq names its product orthodenticle homeobox 2b (gene otx2b). The record is from RefSeq and is a predicted model, not a curated record. The transcript is spliced from 4 exons. Lineage: Eukaryota; Metazoa; Chordata; Actinopteri; Mugiliformes; Mugilidae. Gene Ontology annotation, molecular function: RNA polymerase II cis-regulatory region sequence-specific DNA binding; DNA-binding transcription factor activity, RNA polymerase II-specific. Gene Ontology annotation, biological process: multicellular organism development; regulation of transcription by RNA polymerase II. Gene Ontology annotation, cellular component: nucleus. Bases 526 to 1398 code for a protein of 290 amino acids.
GGAAAAAAAAAGAGAAAGAGAGAGAGAGAAAAAAACCCUCCCCACCAGUGUGAGAGACUGAGACGGUGACAGACCUCAGCUCAGUCCUGCGGCUCCCAUUGGCUGGCAGUUUGUACAAAAUCUAAGUCAAACCACUUCACUCACAACACACCAACAAAUCCUAAAGGCGUACAUGCAGCCUCCUCCAUCACUCCGCCGCUGUCGCAUCGCUUCAAACCCUGAUGCAGGCGCUCGACGUUUAACUUUUAUCUGCUCUGUUGUUCUGCUGCUGAAGAAAGCUGCUCCUCUUUCUGCUCCUGCCUGGUUCGGUGAUAUUUGUUUUAUCCGUCAGGACGUCUUUGAUUUGUGCUGCUGAGUUUUGUUAUUUCACCAGGAGGAAACCAAGCAGACAAAGAACUUUCCACUCGCCAAUACCAGGGUGGCCGAAAGCGGACCACACAGCGACAAGAGGACACCAAGUACUCCACGGGAGCUCCAUCAGUUUUCAAAAUUUUCUCCAACUUCAGCCCUCAGACAAACAUUAGCAUGAUGUCGUAUCUAAAGCAACCACCUUACACAGUCAAUGGCCUCAGCUUAACUACUUCCGGAAUGGAUCUUUUACAUCCAUCGGUGGGCUAUCCAGCCACGCCACGGAAGCAGAGGCGAGAACGGACUACUUUUACGCGCGCACAGCUCGACGUGUUGGAGGCGUUGUUUGCCAAAACCCGGUAUCCGGACAUAUUCAUGCGCGAAGAGGUGGCGCUGAAAAUCAAUCUACCUGAAUCCCGAGUGCAGGUCUGGUUUAAGAACAGGCGGGCAAAGUGUCGCCAGCAGCAGCAACAGCAGCAGAACGGGGGCCAGAACAAGGUGCGACCAGCCAAAAAGAAAAGUUCCCCAACUAGAGAAGUGAGCUCGGAGAGCGGGGCCAGCGGCCAGUUCACUCCCCCCACCAGCACCACCACAGUCCCCGCCGUCUCAACCAGCACCGCCCCAGUGUCCAUCUGGAGUCCGGCGUCCAUCUCUCCUCUCUCAGACCCCCUAUCUACCUCCUCCUCCUGCAUGCAGAGGUCCUACCCCAUGACCUACACCCAGGCCUCGGGCUACAGCCAGGGCUACGCUGGGUCGACGUCCUACUUCGGGGGUAUGGACUGCGGCUCUUACCUCACUCCCAUGCACCACCAGUUGUCAGGCCCGGGGUCGACUCUCAGUCCGAUGAGCACAAACGCGGUCACAAGCCAUCUGAACCAGUCCCCGGCGUCCCUCUCCACCCAGGGCUACGGGACGUCCGGCCUGGGCUUCAACUCCACAGCAGACUGCUUGGAUUAUAAGGACCAAGCGGCGUCGUGGAAGCUGAACUUCAAUGCCGAUUGCUUGGAUUAUAAGGAUCAAACAUCCUCUUGGAAAUUCCAGGUCCUGUGAACAGAGCAAUCAUCUGCUAAAAAAAAACAACAAAAAAAACAAAAAAAAAAGUGCACAAACAGUGACGAUCACACGAGACACAGCGCCGCCAUCCCUCAGUAAAACACAUCAGACUGGUCAAAACGUGAGCCCGGCGCGGCGAGCCAGGGCUUUCAAGGGUCUCAAAGUUUUUUGGCAUGACGGUCUCUAGUCCUCCUAGAUGAGAGGUUUAAUUUAUUUUAGCACUGGCAAAGAGAUUUUUCCCCUCCCCUGUUCAUUAACAGGUUUUAGCCCCUCAUCCACGUCUGUCAGUGUGUGCCUCUAUGCGUAAAAAACACCUGUUGAGGACCACGGAGUGGACUCUGAAAGAAAAAGAAAAGCCACAGCCACGGAACUAAAACUCAAGAACAAAAGCUGACUCUCCUGCUGAAGUGCUCGGGAUGGACAGACCUCCUUAAAUCUUCUUAACACAACUUUGCCGGCCUGCUGGCAGAGGGACGACGAGGGUGGCGUGUGUGGACAUGGAUGCACUACUUUAUUUAAGAAAAAAAAGUGUUUAUAAGGAAUCAAUAUGUAGUUUCUAAGAGACAAUCAGUGUGCGUCUUAUAUAAAUGGUACAUAUGUGUUUUUUUUAUCUGUGCUAGCCUUCGAAACUGUGAUCUGUUGUAUUGUAUGCAAUUUGUGAGCCCCCCUCGCAUCAGACUCUCUGCUGUGAUUUUAAUAGAUUUCUAACUUCUUCUUUUUUUUCUCUCUCUCCGUUGAACGACGAAAGAUGCUAAUGGUUACGUUAUCGCGUCGCAAAGAGACACGAGACUUUCCAAGCACAUGGUGUGGUAGUAAUAAUCAAGGGUUAGCCAUACUGGAAAAGACUCUCGCCCGCUGAGAGCUCUACACUUGCUCCCCUCCAUUGAUCUCAACACACGGUGAUUGUGGAUCCUUCACUGGCUCCAAAGAUGGUGUGACCUCACCGCUGAAAAGACAUGAAUAAAGGUCCUGUGAGCUCACUCUUUCACCAAGAGAC